Molecule: messenger RNA, 2731 nt
Organism: Oreochromis aureus
Lineage: Eukaryota; Metazoa; Chordata; Actinopteri; Cichliformes; Cichlidae
Gene: fastkd3
Product: FAST kinase domains 3
Exons: 7
Coding region: 606-2585 (659 amino acids)
Biological process (GO): mitochondrial RNA processing; regulation of mitochondrial mRNA stability
Cellular component (GO): mitochondrial matrix; ribonucleoprotein granule
Molecular function (GO): RNA binding
Source: RefSeq, a predicted model, not a curated record
GCAGUAAGACCACUUAAGCUAUGAUAACGACCAGCCGCAAACUCAAAACGUUAUUUUGAAUAGGAUUGUCCAGUGAUAAUGUCGCCCUCUAGUGUCUGAGUGGAAGUUUCAAACCACAUGACGCUGCCUUCAAUGCUGCCUCGAUUAUUGGACACACACAACCUAUGAAGGUCAGAAGAUGAUUAAAAUGAGUUAUCGGAAGUAAACAUUUAUUGCGAGGAGACUCUAAGAGAAGUGAAGGUUACAGUGAAAGUAUGGAUUUCAGACACUGCUUCUUUCGUCUGCUCCCUUUAGGGGUUUCAGACAUAUUUACUAAUGAAAGAAAGAAAUAUAUAUCUUCUUCUAGACCAUGAAUUUCAGAUGUGUGAAGAGUUAUGCUAAUCUACAGCAAUUCUCUUGUUAUAUGCUAAUUUAAGAAUUAUUUGAGUUGGAACAUCAAGACGCUUGUGAAAUUAAAAAAGUACAGACUUUGAGGGUGCCUUGAACGCCUCAUACUCCUUACGGAGUCACGUUUGGUAGCAUCUCCGGUGUCAGCGGUUAUUUGAGCCUUUUCCGCUGUUGGAAGGUCUAGCACAGCUGGGACCGGUGAGUCCCGGACCAGGGUCAUGGCUUUGAAGCUGAUUCAGAGGUUUCCGUUCAGGAUCCGAUGUUACCCUGUUGGAUCCGUCAGGCCUCUGAGUACCAGCAGCCAGUCCUUAUGUGUAACUUGCCUGUGUACAUCAGCCGGCCGGUGUAUCAGGAUACGGGGCUGCCGGAAGCUACUACAGGACAGCGUGACGAGGAGUCUGACCACCAUCGUCAGGGAGCCUGCCUUCAUCACCAGCAGCUCAGUGGGAAUCCACAGAGAUUCGGUCCCUCGGUUUUGUCUGACCCAGCUGCAUCGACCCACAGCUAUAGAGGAGCAAAGUUUCCUGCACCGCCUGGAGACCUGCUCCUCCUCCAGGCAGGUUUUCAGACUGCUGCGCUCAGUGGAAAUAGUGUCUGACACCAUGGCCGCAGCAGCCCUUCACCGUGUGGCCGACCUGGAGCAGGAGGGUGGUGCUCUGAACAACCCCACUGUGUUGGAAGAGGCCACUAUCAGGGCCCUGUGCUUCCAGCUGGAGCAGGACUCUGGACGGUUGACUGAUGCUGGACUGGUUUCGGCUCUCUUGGCCUGUACACGGCUUUACUUGGAUCCCUGGAGCACACUGAUGGUGAGGCUCAUGUCUGAGAGCCAGGCAAGGCUUGACAGGGGGGAGAUGACCAUAGGGGAACUGUGUACUCUGGGGCAGGCGAUGCUGGCCAUAGAGGGUCCAGGCAGUGUGAUGCUGGAGCAGUUGAUGGAGCAAAUCCAGAGGCAGGAGCUUUCUAAUUGGAGCCUAGCAGACCUUGUUGCUGUUUAUAGACUUCUGCAAGGUGGUGUGGGUGUAGAUGGAAAAUACAGGGACCUCCUGAAUGCCAUGCACAGCCACGCUGUGACUGUUACUUCCCGUAUGGAUCCUGCUGCUGUCAGCGGGGUGCUAGGCGCUCUCGUAACCCUGAAUCAGAUGCAGGCCAUGCCUCUUGUGAUCAAUCUGUGUAAGCAGGCUGUGCGGCAUGUGCCUCACUUCACCGAUGAGGAGCUCACCCAUGUACUUGGGGCACUAAUGCACUUUGGUCACAGUGAUCAUUACUUUAUGGAGGCGAUGGAGAAAUAUGUUCCUACAGUGGCCUUCACCUCCCACCCAGAGACAAUUACUAAAGUGAUGCAGUUCUUUGGACGCAGGAACAUCCUUUCCCCGCCCGUCUUUGAUGCCAUUGCUGAGAGCUUUGUGUACCGAGCAGAUGACUACAGCACCAGCCAGGUGGCCAGGCAGAUAAUGGCUUUUGGGAAGCUGGGAUACCUCCCACCCAAUGCGGGCCAGGUGUUUGGGAAAGUAGAAACUAUCCUGCACACGCGUUUCUCACAGUUCCAGCCUCGAACGCUGCUCAACCUGCUCCAUGCCUGCACCCUGGUGGAGAGGUUCCCUGUUAAUUUUGUCUCCAAAGUUUUCAGCAGUUACUUCCUCCAGCAGCUGCAAGAGCAAGGCAUGGGAAUUGAGCGGGCUGUUCUGGCACAACUGACUCAGCUCUACAUGACUGUAAAGUUGGAGUGUCCCUUCUAUGAGGGUCCCAAACUCCUUCCAAAAUACCGCGUAAAGUCUUUCCUCAUGUCUGGACGCUCUCUGGAGACACCAGUGGAUCCACAUCUGUACAACUCUGUGAAAACUGGAUUGGUCGAUUUGCUCGGGGAUCGUUCAUACUUUGGAUCAAAAGUUCUGACUCCGUACUGCUACACACUCGAUGUUGAGAUAAAACUUGAUGAAGAGGGAUAUGUGCUGCCUGCCAGCCAAACUGAUGAUGUAUACAAAAGGAUCGCUCUGUGUAUUGAUGGACAAAAGAGGUUCACUUCAAACUUGAGGCAGCUUCUUGGAAAAGAGGCCAUCAAGCAGCGGCAUCUGCGCCUUCUGGGAUAUGAAGUUGUUCAGAUUCCUUACUUUGAGUAUGAAAAGCUGCAAAGCAAGAACAGCAUGGUGGAGUAUCUACACCAAAAAAUCUUCCCUCACACCUACAGGCUCAGCUGGUGACCGCGAAACAAUCUCGCUGUGGUUGGAACGUCAGGGCUUUUAAAAGGAAAAACUCCAUAUUUAUUUUUUGCGAACAGUCAUUGCCAAGUUAAUGUGUUUUAAGUUAUCACCUGCACAUGCACAAAUUUAACUGGACAAUAAACUGU